UCUCCACAGAAUAUCCAAAAGGAGCACAUACAAAUAAUUAUGUAGGUACCAGUUUACACAAAAUAAAUACAACAAAACAACCUACAACAUCACACAAUGUUUCGAAAUUGACUUUUCACAAUUUAAUCUUGAUACUACAUACAAUAAAAUAAAUUGAAUACAAAUUAAAUCUUUUAAAAAUGUAAAUAUCUAAAAUAUUGUAACAAAUGAUACAUUUUUACAUGAUGUAUAUUUAUCAUUGACAAACUAGACAAAUUACAAACACAACCAUUUCGAAAAGUAAAUAACACCAUAAAAUGACAACCAAAAAAUAUCACCCCAAAGACACGUGUAACCCUGCAGAAAACAAUAAAAAUAUUGAUUACAAUCAUGUUAUCACGUUUUGGGAUUGUCUAUUUGGAAAGGAUCGGUGGAGGAAUUUGUACAGAAAGAGAGGUGAUGUUUUGGAAGAAGAGAGAAUACAAAGGAUGAAUGCUCGAAAAGAUCCAAUAAAGACAGUGACGAUCCUUAAACCAACAUCUAACAAACGUAAUACAUUUGAAAAGAAACCAAAAACCAUUUUUCACAGAGAAAUAUACAGUAUUGAAAUAGAACCCACCAAUCUGUUACGUUUUAUAUGGCCAUGGAAAAAGGAUAAGUAUAAGGCAAAGGAUUCAGAACAUAUUGUGAAGAAUAAACAAGAAAACUCUUUGGUUGAAAAUGAGCCUGAUAACAAGAAAAUACAGUCUCUCGUCAAAAGGAAUAGGAGGAGUAGAAAAGAACUGGAGUUGAGAGCCAACAGGGAUGAACUGAAUGUAAAGAAAAUCCAAACUGAGAAAAAAGGGGAUAAGUAUAAGACAGAGGAUACAGAAUAUAUUAUGAAGAAUAAACAGGAAAAUACUUUGAUUGAAAAUAAACCUGAUGGCAAAAGAAUACAGCAUCUUAAAAGAUAUAUGAGGGGUGAAAAAGAAAUGGAGGUGAGUGCCAAUGAGAAAGAGCUGAAUGUAAAGAAAAUGCAAACUGAGAAAAAGAGGGAACGUCAAAGAAAAAUGUACCACGUAGAGAAGGAUGAGAAUAAAUAUUCUCAUAAAUGUUUUCCAUCAUCAAAUUUUAGAAGAACUGGAAUGAGAGUCCCACCACCCACAUUCAUUACUGCACAACUAACUGAUCUGUCAACAAAAAUUGAUAAAUUGGAAGACACAAUAAAAAAAUUGAGUUCAAAUAAUCAAUCACAUUCAAAUAAACUACUUGGGGUAGGUGACAAAAAUUCAAUCAAAUCCAAGAUUCAGAAGGUUUGUCAUAAUAGAGACGACAGGAAAACUGAUGACAAAAUGAAUUUCACAAGAGUAUGUAGAAAUGUUACUAGACAAGUUUACAAUAAUAACAGGAAUGUUGAUGAGACAUUUAAAACAGUAGAAGAUAGUUUUACAAACGUUUGUGAGGAUCAUGAAGAUUCUUUGAAAAAUAUUACAAAACAACCAAGAAAGUAUAGUAUUCAAAGAAGUAGAAGCAAUCCAUCACUACUUAGAAUUCAUGCCUCCGAAUAUUCCAACUGUCACGACAGAAGCAACAGCCAUGAUGCUUGCAUCUUGAUUCAUACAAGGAAGAAAGAUGUUUGUGUACAUGGGAGUUAUUUAGAUGUCAAACAAAGUCAAAGUUGGUGGAAUCAGAUCAGAAAUAUGAGUGUCGUCUUCUUCAAUCAAGUGUUUUAUAGAAAUACUUCUAAUGUGGUGAGCGAAAAUGAAGAUGGUAACAAAGAAACAGAAACAGAGAACGAGAAGGAAAAUAGAGACAGAAAUGAAUUCUCCACAGAUAAUGAAUCAUUUCAGUCGUUCGAUGAGUAUGAUUUUGGAGAAGAAUUGAACAGCAAUUGUUCAAAGUAUCGAAAAAGUGUAAGCUACACGAUUUUGAAUCAUAGGCACAUGGAGCUGACUGCUGAUCAUGCCCAUGACAAGAAACAAGUAGAAAAUGUUGCAAGAAAUAUAAUAGUCCCAGAAGUAGACAGUAAUGAUAUAUCCAGAAUAACCCCAAACAUGAUAGAUGGAGAUAUUGAUGAUCCUGUUGAACAUUUUAAGUUUUGUAGCUCUGUUAAAAAUGUCGUCAUUAAAAGUGAUAAUGAUUUGUUUUACAAUAACCUAACAGGUGAGAUGCAUUCGUCAGAGAAAUAUAAAUUAUUAUUCAGUGAAAAACAGAAUUUUUGUGAUAAUAGUUACCAACAAUAUUUGAUAAAUAAUAAUAGACAGAAUGAUAAUGGAAAUGACAACCUAAAAAUGAAGCAAAAUAUGAAUAAAAACUUUGGAAAAAAUGAUGACGAUCUGUGUCAUAGAUUAGAAGAAAAUCAGCAAAUUUAUCAAAUUGAAAAACACAACGAAUUUGAAGCAUCUGCUAAACAAUUGGAGACUUUCAGAAAAAUAAUCCAAUCAAAAUUUGAAAGUAAAUAUUCUGGAACAAGAUAUGAAGAAAAUUUGACAGAAACAUUGAAAUCUGAAUACAUAGACACUUUGAAAAAUUUGUCAAUUCUUGAGGGAUUGACUAAAGUUAACUUUUAUUCAUUCUUCCAAGGAAAGGAGGAAAAUGAUUCAAUUUUCCUUUCAAAUCUAGUGGGUACUCCCUUUUAUCAGGUUUAUGAAUCGAAAUGAGUUUUUUUAGAGGCGGACCCAGAAACUGAACAUAAACUCAAAUAUUAGGUGUUAUAAAA
Messenger RNA from Nilaparvata lugens (brown planthopper), 2677 nucleotides. Its product is annotated as MATH and LRR domain-containing protein PFE0570w-like. The transcript is spliced from 4 exons. Bases 297 to 2618 code for a protein of 773 amino acids. The record is from RefSeq and is a predicted model, not a curated record. Lineage: Eukaryota; Metazoa; Arthropoda; Insecta; Hemiptera; Delphacidae.